AGACACACCAGGAGUCAGGACGCAGGAAUAUCUAUCGUGUACUCGUGUCUCGGUUUGGAAGGGAAGAGAGAUUCAGAGAGAUUUCAUAGUUUUUUCUUCUCGAUUUCAUCUUUAUUUAUUUUUUUAAAUCUGAGGGGAGCAAUCAGCAAGAAACUCGGAAAGCUAUUCAUGGCCGCUUCCUCUUUAUCGUCUCCGUCUGACUCGUCGUCUUCGUCUCAUCGGGAUCGGCGUCGUCGUCGUCGUCAUCGAGGAGACAGAGACGCUCUUAAGAUUCGUAAGAAGAGCCGCUUGCGUUCUAAGCGAAAGCGAAGACAUCACGCUUCUGAUAGUUCUUCUUCUUCUUCUACCGAUGAUUACAGUAGCAACUCUUCUGACGGUGAGCAUGAGGUAUCCAAUCAUUCAAGGAAGGGCAAGCAUUCUGACCGUCCAAGGAAGACCAAGGAGAAGGAUAGAGGCAAAAGUCACCAGCACAAGCGCCAUAAGCUUAAAGUUAAAGAGAAACAGCAGAAUGAGGGGAGCGGUAGCCCAGUACAGCUUUCCAAGUUCUUGGGGCGUGACAAAGAAGAUGGUGUUCGUCGCAGUGCGGUAUCUGGCAAAAAGAUUUUGUUGAAGCUUGAGAAAUCAAAGGAGGACAAGUUGGCAGAAAACAACCGCAAUAAACUGCUGAAGUUUUUGAAUGCCAGUUAUGAUUAAUUUAGUGUCUGUAGCUCAAUUUCGUGAGACAUUCGGGUGCUUUCAGAGGUAAUGGCUACUACAGCUAUGAAGUUAAGUCAGCUGCUUUGGAUUUUCUCUGAGGAAGGUAAUGCCAAAAUGUGUAUCCCGUGCAGUUGCCUUAACAUGUCAGGUCUUUCAUUCUCUGGUAAUGUAUAUCAGUGCUUCUAUCUUGCUUCACAUGUUUGCCCUUUUAUAUCGAUUGAGAUUGAUCCCGAGUUUUAAAACCUUACGUGUUAUUGAUUUGUAAGGUAUAACAUUAGAGCAAUAACUGUUCACCCUAUGUUGUGCUUCUAUCUUAAUGAAAAGGGACGUUUAUUGAA
Molecule: messenger RNA, 1034 nt
Organism: Macadamia integrifolia
Lineage: Eukaryota; Viridiplantae; Streptophyta; Magnoliopsida; Proteales; Proteaceae
Product: corepressor interacting with RBPJ 1
Exons: 6
Coding region: 169-693 (174 amino acids)
Source: RefSeq, a predicted model, not a curated record